Silurus meridionalis is the source of this 4093-nucleotide messenger RNA. It is a transcript of the gene nr2c2, whose product is annotated as nuclear receptor subfamily 2, group C, member 2. Gene Ontology annotation, biological process: anatomical structure development; positive regulation of transcription by RNA polymerase II; positive regulation of embryonic development. Gene Ontology annotation, molecular function: zinc ion binding; RNA polymerase II cis-regulatory region sequence-specific DNA binding; nuclear receptor activity. The transcript is spliced from 15 exons. Lineage: Eukaryota; Metazoa; Chordata; Actinopteri; Siluriformes; Siluridae. The coding region runs from base 559 to 2439 and encodes 626 amino acids. The record is from RefSeq and is a predicted model, not a curated record.
UGUUGUUGGACCAGUUGGUAGAGAUGGUCAGACUGACUACCAGUUUGAGUUGCUUGGUCUGUUUUUCGUAGCUGAUCAGGUAAAUGUAAAAGUGAAUUUCACACGUUUAAUGGUUUUGUUGCAUGUAACAUUUAAUGAGAGCACCACGGGAUAGAGCACUAGCUCGGCCUUUUCCGUGCAGUGCAGUGCACAUGAAGGCGGACACGUGGUCGGAAAUCCACCAAUAAGCGCACGCUCGAGGAGGCGGUCGCGAUGACGUCAGCAACGCCCGACCGUCGUGGCUGGUGCGCGCGAGCGGGAGAAGGAGGAAAAAAAAAAAGAGAAGGGGGGCAGAGCGAGCGCGCGCGCGACACGGAGGAAGAGGAAAAAAAACUCCCAGCAGGCCGGAACGGGGUCACGAACUCUGACCUUUCACAGGAGAAAAACAAUAACAAAUCCUAAGUAUUAACAGUAAAGACCGUACAAACGACUUCUACCAGCGGCAGAGGUCCAGCUGGUUAUAACAGAUGCAGCAGUGGCAUUGCUCAAGUAAGACACUGCUAAUGACCUCAUAUCAGCAUGACAACCAACCUGGCUAUGCUGGCUCAGCAGAUAGUGACCACUGAGCAGGUAGCCAAGACGCAGGCAUCUCCUACAGACAGCCCGGUGAUGAGUGCUUCUCCACAGCACAUUCAGAUCAUCUCCACUGACUCCUCUGUCACCACGCCACAGAGAAUACAGAUUGUGACGGAUCAGCAGACGGGGCAGAAGAUCCAGAUUGUGACAGCUGUGGAUCCGGCCAGCAUGCCCAAACAGCAGUUUAUCCUGGCUUCUCAUGAUGGAACUCCAACGGGCAAAGUCAUCCUGGCAUCCCCCAACAGCCCCAGCACUAAACAGCUCAUCUUCACUACGACUGACAGCCUGGUACCUGGUCGAAUACAGUUCGUCACAGAUGCAGUCUCGGUGGAGAGGAUUCUGGGUAAAGGAGGGGAGGUGGGCCGACCGCAGCCUGUAGAGUACUGCGUUGUGUGUGGAGACAAAGCCUCAGGGAGGCACUAUGGAGCUGUAAGCUGUGAGGGUUGCAAGGGUUUCUUCAAGCGAAGUGUCAGGAAAAGUCUGACCUACAGUUGCCGCAGCAACCAAGACUGCGUAGUCAACAAGCACCACCGCAACCGCUGUCAGUUCUGCCGCCUCAGAAAGUGCCUUGAGAUGGGCAUGAAGAUGGAGUCUGUGCAGAGUGAGAGGAAGCCAUUAGACCUGCCCAGAGAAAAACCUGCUAAUUGUGCUGCCUCAACUGAGAAGAUCUACAUCCGAAAAGAUUUGCGGAGUCCCCUAAUAGCAACCCCAACUUUCAUCACAGACAAAGACGGCACACGCUCUGGAUUAUUGGAUCCUGGGAUGCUGGUGAACAUCCAGCAGCCCGUCAUUCAAGCCGAUGGCACAUUACUCUUAGCAACAGACACCAAGGCAGAGACCGCUCAUGGGGAUUUGGGUACAUUGGCCAACGUGGUUACAUCAUUAGCCAGUCUUGGCGAUUCACUCAGUAAUGGGGACGGGGACAUUUCAGUCAGCCAGCAGGAGGAGUCUGCCAGUGAAAUCACACGUGCCUUUGACACUCUGGCCAAAGCGUUAAAUCCUAAUGAUGAGGGAGAGGGGCAGAGCCUCUCGGAGGCGGAGUGUGUGGGCGGAGCAACCAUACAGGUCAUCAGCAGAGAUCAGGUCACACCUCUUAUAGAAGUGGAGGGUCCUCUGCUCACGGACACCCACGUCAACUUUAAGCUCACAAUGCCCAGUCCGAUGCCUGAGUAUCUGAAUGUCCAUUAUAUUUGCGAGUCUGCGUCUCGUCUGCUGUUUCUCUCCAUGCACUGGGCGCGCUCCAUCCCAGCCUUCCUAGCACUUGGGCAGGAGUGUAACACGUCUCUGGUGCGGGCGUGUUGGAACGAGCUGUUCACACUCGGUCUGGCACAGUGUGCUCAGGUCAUGAGUCUCUCCACUAUCCUGGCUGCCAUUGUCAACCAUCUGCAGGGCAGCAUACAGGAGGACAAGCUCUCUGGUGAACGAGUGAAGUUGGUGAUGGAGCACAUUUGGAAGCUGCAGGAGUUUUGUAACAGCAUGGCCAAGCUCGAGACGGACGGCUAUGAGUACGCCUACCUGAAAGCCAUCGUCCUUUUCAGUCCAGACCAUCCAGGCUUGAACAGCAGCAGUCAGAUCGAGAAGUUCCAGGAGAAAGCGCAAAUGGAGCUGCAGGAUUAUGUCCAGAAGACUUAUCCAGAUGACACUUACAGACUGGCGCGAACUCUGAUGCGUCUGCCAGCACUGCGUCUGAUGAGCUCAAGCAUAACGGAAGAACUCUUCUUCACGGGGCUUAUCGGAAACGUUCCCAUCGACAGCAUUAUCCCGUACAUCCUCAAAAUGGAAACCGCUGACUACAACAGCCAAAUCAGCGGCCCUACGGCGUGACUCCAGAGCAGCCUGUUUUGAGCUACAGGUGCAGACUGAAAUUCUAUCUCCCGUCAUCACUUGCCUUCAUUGCAGAGCAAUGCAAAAAGUUAGGACCAUCCGUUUCUUUCAUUUUUUUCCUCACGUCAAGCAUUUCAUUUUCCUAACAAAGAGCCGUAAGAGUGAUACCGUUUGACUGAAUGUUACUUAAUGUGGUUUGCAUUUUAGUUCUCAAAGAGUGAUGCACCAUGGGACUUUUCAAACUUAAUAUUGAGCUGUUGAGCUAAUCAGCUUCAUUUAAGCACUUGUUUUCCAGUCAGAAACUUAAUGGCUAAGGGAAAAAAAUACGCACCAUAUGCACGCCUUUUGUUUUAUGUAAGAUGUGUAUUAAGGGUUUGACUCCUUCUUAACAAGCUGUUUUAAAGGACCUCAUCGUGAAUUCUUAUGCAAAACAGUUGCUCUGUCUGUGGGCCAGGGUUCCUGGGUGAAUUUUUUUUUUUUUUUUUAUAUUUGCUUUCAAUAUUCCUACAUUUAUAUAAAGAAGGCCGUUAUAAACUGGCACUUUUACUUCGAGGAUUCGUUUCCUAGAUGUGUAUUAAGCCUAUCACUGCAUUAAAUUGCAAUGUAAGUGGUAAUCCCUUAAUGAAUUUUUUUUUUACAUUAAAGUCGAAGUUUGGGCUUAAGCUAGGUCAUUCAUAUACCUGGUUUAUACCUGGAGCUCACACACAUAUAUAUAUAUAUAUAUAUAUAUAUAUAUAUAUAUAUAUAUAUAUAUAUAUAUAUAUAUAUAUAUAUAUAUAUAUGUAUGUGUGAGCUCUGAAUCUAUAAUUGCUAUGACCUUGAAAAACAAAACAAUAAAACACCUCUGCUGUUCAGACAAUCAGCAUAUAAAUGGAUGAAGAUGCAUUCAUCCUAGACAUCAGUUUUCAUCAGUUACUGCUAUAUUUCUCCUGUCCUUCUGCCUGUUCAGUUGUUUCUAUAUGAAUGAUUCCUCAUUAUAUAUUAUAUAUAUAUCAGUUUCAUUCGUUUUCAUUAUAGUCCAUGCAAUUUUUAUAUUAAGUUCACUUUUUAGAAUUCUGACUGGUGACUGCUGUUAACAACAUAACAAGCUCCAUUGUACCAGCAGGUAAGAAGGUUUCACACAGUUUAGUAUACCAUUAUGUUUUUAAUUUAUUGGUUAUGAACAAGCCGUUUGUGGCCCAGCAAGUUUUUCUGCCAUAUGAAAAUCAUGACAACUGUCUUCUGUGAAAAGUACUCAAAGUACAAAAAAAAUCAUGCACUUAUGAAUAUUAUAUGAAAGUGAAAAAUACAUCUAUUGACCCCUUUUCAGGGUGAACUUUAAACAGAACGAGAUGAAUUUAAUACAUACCAGAAAUGUAUAUGUACUGUAUAAACGCCUACCUAAAUAUUUGGGUUGAAAAACCCUCUCCAGACUGUUUUUAAAUUGCCGUUGUGAUAUCAUGUUCAACUAGAUUUAUACUACAUGUAAUUUCAUUAAAAAUGAACGCAUGUCUAUUUGAAGACGUUUAUUUUUUUUUAUUUUCUCUGGCAACGAGAAUUCUUUUUGUUUUUGUAUAUAAUGCAUGGAAUAGUACCAAGAUGGCGUGUAUAUAUAUAUAUGUUGUGGUUUUAGAAAUACAUAUUUAUCUGCCAGAGACUAAAAACAAGCAAGUAA